Molecule: messenger RNA, 4508 nt
Organism: Scomber japonicus (chub mackerel)
Lineage: Eukaryota; Metazoa; Chordata; Actinopteri; Scombriformes; Scombridae
Product: synaptopodin-2
Exons: 2
Coding region: 16-4401 (1461 amino acids)
Biological process (GO): positive regulation of actin filament bundle assembly
Cellular component (GO): actin cytoskeleton; Z disc; nucleus
Molecular function (GO): actin binding
Source: RefSeq, a predicted model, not a curated record
UUCUCUCCUGGUGACAUGGUCGAACUCCAGGUGUCCUUCUCUGAGCAAACCUUGGACGGCAUGGGCUGUACCUCUCUUGGGAGUGCCCAUGGAGUCGAGGGAGAAUACUCAAACAGAGAAGCAAUAAAGAAACUCCAUACUGCCACUGCAUCUCAUUAUGUGCCAUGCUCAGUCAGAGAGCCACUCAGCCAGCAUGGAGUGGUUCUCAGCUCCCCUUCGAUGCUGAGGCAGGUGGAGGUCAUUUUGCAGCAGCCAGAAGCAUCAAGACCAGGGAGGGGCAUCCUGAGUGUGGGUGGCCCCUGGGUCAGUGGAAGUGUUGGAUCCCAAAGUGAAGGAGAAGAAGGAGGAGGGCACUGUGAGGGAGCUCCUGGGACUUUCAGCGUCUCAUUUGGAAUUCCCUCAGAAGAGGAAACACCAGCAGAGGAGCAAGGCUCAGAAUCUGAGGGGGAUCAAGACAAACCCAACAAACACCGGGCAAAGCACGCUAGGCUCAGGCGUAGCGAGAGUCUGUCGGAGAAGCAGGUGAAGGAGGCCAAGUCCAAAUGUAAACGUAUUGCUCUUCUUCUCACUGCUGCGCCACCCAACCCCAACAACAAGGGGGUGUUGAUGUUCAAGAAACAUCGGCAAAGGGCCAAGAAAUACACACUUGUCAGCUACGGCACAGGAGAGGACGAACCAGAGUUCAGUGACGAAGAGGACGAGGAGAACCAAGAGGACAGAGAAGGAACCCAUGCUGUUGAAUUUACCCUUGUGGCUUCAAACGACUCUGAAGUAGAUAAGCAUUUCCUCACAAAUGCCCAUAGCAGCAAAGGUGUGCUAACCAUCAACUGGGACAAGGGUCUCCUUGAGAUUGAGCGGAACCUGAACAACAAAGCAGAGAUGGAAUGUUUACCUGAUACCAAAGGAAAGGGUGCCGUAAUGUUUGCUCAGCGGCGCCUAAGGAUGGAUGAGAUUUCUGCUGAACAUGAAGAGCUUAGACGCCAGGGGAUUCCUGUGGAGGCAAUUCAGGAAGCUGAAAAGAAAAUGGAACACUCGUACAUGCAGUCCACAACAGAGGAUCACGCAUACAUGGAUGUGAAUAUACACCAACAAAGCCAACACCAACAACAGUACCAGCAAUAUCAAGAACAGCAGUACUAUGAGCAACAACAGCAGUACCAACAGCAGCAGCAAUACCAACAACAGUAUCAGCAGCAGCAAUAUGAACAACAGCAGUAUCAACAACAGCAAAUGUAUCAACAACAACAAGAAUAUCAUCAAGAGCAACAGCAAGUUCAGUCGUAUUCUGCAAACAUCAAUGGCACAGUCCAUCAUCAAACCAGUGAAUUACAGAGUACUUUCAACAAUCGUACUGCAAAGCCUUUUUCAGCACAAAAUAUGGUGGUUGCCCCUUAUUCUCCCGCAAUAAGUGGAACCAAUCAAGAUUCUAUGGGCCAAGGAGAGCAGAUAGCUUCCCGUGAUGAGCGCAUUUCUACCCCUGCAAGUAAGACAGGCUUUUUGCAGGAUGCAAGAAGAAGAAAUGUUGGCAAACCUAUGUUCACAUUUAAGGAAGCACCAAAAGUAUCACCUAACCCAGAGUUGCUGAACCUCCUCAACAGGAGUGAUAAGAAACUGGGUUUUGAGUCAGGACCUGAGGAAGACUAUCUUAGCCUUGGGGCUGAGGCUUGUAAUUUCCUCCAGCCUCAACGUGUUAAACACAAGACUCCUCCACCAGUGGCUCCAAAGCCUAUGAUCAAUCCCAACUCUCCUCCUUGGUCCCCACAGGGAGAAAUGACCAACCAGGACAUGCCUCAGCAGGCUGAAAAUAGUGUAUCCACACCUGCUGUAGCCCCCACCGCAGAGAAUACCCCUGCUCCAGAACUAGAGCCAACCCCUGCACCUGCCACUGAGCCCUCUCCCCCUGCUGCCCUGCAGGAGGCUCCUGCCAGCACCACUACAGAGGAACCACACACAUGGACUGUCCCAGAGCCUGAAUCCCAUCAGCAGCAAGUAACAGCUCAGGAAGAAAAUGGUCACAUAAAUUCUAACCCACAGCCUGAGAGUUCUCCUGUGAAUUCCUGGGUUCCAGCACAAACACAAGCACAACAACAGCCAUCCACUGUUUCAUGGCAUCCAGCUCAAGUGCAGCCUCAGGAGCCACAUCCAAGUCAGUCCCCACCGCAGCCAGCAAGGGUUGCACAUCAGCCUUCUCAUACCCAAGUGCAGCCUCAGCCCCCAACAAACACUUGGACUCCUCAAAUUCAGACAUCCUGGAAUCAGCCUCAAGAGCAAGCACAAGCCCAGACAAAUGUUCAACCACCCUGGGCAAAGCCACAAGAGCAAUCACAAGCCCAGACACAUGUUCAACCACCCUGGGCCCAGCCACGAGAGCAAUUACAGCCUCAACCACAGGUUCAGCAACCCUGGAUGCAGUCUCAUGAACAGCCACACGUACAGCAAAUGCAACCAACCUGGGGUCAACCUCAACAACCAAUGGAGCAGCAACCCCAAGCCCCAUGGGCACAGCCAUCACAACCAGACACUCAACAUCAACCACCAUGGGUGCAUCAACCACAACAAAAAUCCCAAGUGCAACCUCCUUGGGCUCAACAAGUUCAGCCGGAAAGCCAGCCACAACCACCAUGGGUUCAGCCAACACAGCAUCAGGCCCCACAACAGGCAUGGUCACAGGCCCAUGCACCAGGUCAGGUUCAACCACCGUGGGUCUCGGCUCCACCUCAGUCUCAGCCUCAGCCUCAGCCUCAGCUUCAGCCUCAGCCUCAGCUUCAGCCUCAGCCUCAGCCUCAGCCUCAGCCACAUCCUCAUCCUCAUCCUCAGUCUCAGCCUCAGCCUCAGUCUCAGCCUCAGCAGCAACAGCAACCUUCAAUUAAUGCAUGGCCUUCAUCACAAACUCAAGUUCAACCUCAGCCCCCUUGGAUCCAAGCAGCCCAAGCACAACCUCCAACACACCCUGCAGCCAAUUUAAAUCCAUGGGCACCAGUACCUGCCCAGGCUCAGUCUCAACCAACAUGGGCCCAACAUUCUCCAGAACAUGGACAGCCGCCCAUGAAUUCCUGGGGACCAGAGCAAAAUCAGGCACAACAUCACACACCAUGGGCUCAAUCAGUUCCUCCACAGCCCACACCACAACAAAAUUGGCAACAGCCGAUUUCAAAGACUCCACCACAGUCACCGAUGAAUACCUGGCCUCAAGCUCAGACACAACCUCAGACACCUGCGAACGCUUGGGCACCACAGUCACAGCAAGCACCUGUGAAUGUUGCAACAUCAAUGGUAAACACUCAACCCUCUCCAAAACCUUGGCUUCCACCUCAAAACGCUUCACAAAACCGGAGCCCACCACCGCCACCACAGCGAGUCAAUUCUUUUACAGUUGGCCAAAGAGAUUCGUCACCUAUCAACCCCAUGGCCACUGUCUUUAACCCAUCGCCCUCUGGUUCAGCUUUUGAGAUGCCAGCAGUCAAAGGAAAAGGAGCAGAUAUGUUUGCCAAGAGGCAGUCUCGUAUGGAGAAGUUUGUUGUGGACUCUGAGACUGUGGAAGCAAACAAGGCAAGCCGAUCAACAUCCCCAACUCCCUCCUUACCAAAUGAGUGGAAAUAUACUCCCAAUGUACGUGCUCCACCUUCACGGGCUUAUAAUCCUAUUCAGUCCCCUUCUUAUCCCCCAGCAGCAACAAAACAGCCCCCUCCAGGUAGUCCUUCAAGCAAAUCCAAGAAAAAAGGCAAAGAUAAACAAAAGCCUGCCCCCAAACCCCUCAGUGUUAUAGACGUCAUGAAGCAUCAACCCUAUCAGCUCAAUUCUUCACUAUUUACCUUUGGCCCGGCAGCAGAGGCUGCCAAGCCCCCUGUACCUAAACCUGACUGUUCACCUCCUCACCCACCUAUUGAAAACCAACCAAUUCAAUAUGAGCAAAUGGCCCCCAUCCAGCCAGCUGGACCAUUUAAUGCCCCAUAUCCCCAGCAGGCCUACGGGAUGCCCAUGCAACCUAUGGUGCAUGAUGGCCAAUACCAGCAAACUCCAGCUAAUGUUUAUCCUCCCUCCAAUCCUUAUCAGCAACCUCCUGGUGGUCCAUACCAGCAAGCAUAUAACCAACAAUAUCAACAACCUGUCCCACCUGCUUACCAACCCCAAGCGCCUCAGUCUCCAAACGCUCCCUACCAGUUACCCCAGGUCCCCUACCAACCAGCCAAUAGUCCCCCCUACCUGGCAGCUCCCUCAGUACCUUACCAGCAGCAGCAGCAGCCCCCCAGUAGCUAUGUUGCUCCUAGUUUCCCUGUAGCUGCAAGGCCUGAAUGUGCAUCAGGUGGCAACACUGUAGCUGUAGCUGCUCCAAAACCUAAGUUUACAGCUAAAAAGAGCUCAGCUCAGGUGUGGAAGCCUAUGGCAGUUGAGAAAGAGUAAUUCUGGUAGGAUUACAACAUGCUUUGUUGUCUGCUUGAAUCACAUCGAGGUUUGAUGCUCUCUAGUCCGCUGUCAAGUGGAAUAUUUUGCACACAAACUUACCUUUA